AGAACAAGCUCGUGGUGCACCUGUCAUCUGUCGCGCUGUUGUUGGGACAGGCGUGCAGCCAGCGCGGCCAACAGUCGGGGUGUUGGAGCUUUGUUAGCGUGCUUUGGUCGGACCCAGCAACUAUCGAACCCGAUCCCGACCUCAGAACAAAUCUUUUGACCUCCGUCAACACCUCCCGCAUUCCCCCCCAAACCGGCCAUCUCUCGCCCGCGGCCUUCGCUCCCUUCUACCUCUCCCUCCCAUCCCGCCGCUCCAAUGGCUGCCUCCAGGCUCCUCCGCCCGGCAGCCCGCCUGCUGUCCGGCGCCCGCCCAGCUGCUCCUGCUUUCCGACCCGCGUUCCGCCCCCAGGCCGUCACCCCGUCUAUUGUCGCCAGGAGAUACGCUUCCGAUGGAGGAAGCAAGGAGAUGACGGUGCGAGAGGCCCUCAAUGAGGCCAUGGCCGAGGAGAUGGAGGCAAACGACAAGGUCUUCGUGCUGGGUGAGGAGGUUGCGCAGUACAACGGCGCAUACAAGGUCACAAAGGGUCUGCUCGACCGCUUCGGCGAGAGGAGGGUAAUCGACAGCCCCAUCACCGAGUCUGGCUUCGCCGGUCUCUGUGUGGGUGCUGCGCUGGCGGGUCUGCAUCCCGUGUGCGAGUUCAUGACCUUCAACUUCGCCAUGCAGGCCAUUGACCAGAUAAUCAACUCGGGCGCAAAGACGCACUACAUGUCCGGCGGUAUCCAGCCCUGCAACAUCACCUUCCGCGGUCCCAACGGCUUCGCUUCCGGUGUCGGUGCCCAGCACUCCCAGGACUACAGUGCGUGGUACGGAAGCAUUCCCGGACUGAAGGUCGUCGCGCCGUACAGCGCCGAGGAUGCGAAGGGUCUCCUGAAGGCUGCCAUCCGCGACCCCAACCCGGUCGUCGUCCUGGAGAACGAACUCCUCUACGGGCUUUCCUUCCCCGUGAGCGAAGCCGCCCAGAAAGACGACUUCGUCAUUCCCAUCGGCAAAGCCAAGAUUGAGCGCCCCGGCAAGGACCUCACCAUCGUCACCCUCUCCCGCUGCGUGGGGCAGUCGCUUGUCGCCGCCGAGCAGCUCAAGUCCAAGUACGGCGUCGAGGCCGAAGUCAUCAACCUGCGCAGCAUCAAGCCGCUCGACGUGGAAGCCAUCAUCAAGUCGGUCAAGAAGACAGGCCACCUCCUCGUCGUCGAGUCCGGCUACCCAUCCUUUGGCGUCGCCUCCGAGAUCAUGGCGCUCGCCUGCGAGUACGGCUUCGACUACCUCAAGGCACCGCCUGCACGUGUCACCGGCGCUGAGGUCCCCACCCCGUACGCCCAGAAGCUCGAGGAGAUGAGCUUCCCCACCGAGGGACUCAUCACAUCGUAUGCCGCGAAGCUGCUGCGCGUAUAAGCGCGCUCUCGGGGACGGUUGGGGGCUUGCAGGAUGAAGUUCACCUUUUUAGACUUAUGGACACCAGAGGAAGGGGGCGGUUUUGGAUGAAGUUGGAUUGAGUCGAGCAUUUGUAUCAAAAGAUGAGGAACCUUCUAUUCGCGAGCGAUGAUGUGGGUACCAAGCUAGCGUGGAGCCGUUGCUUCCAGUGUACAACUAUCUGUGUCUUCAGAUGCAUCUCCAUUCAUACCUGUGCGGGACUAGACUAGCGAAGCGAGCGAGCAGGUAGGAUCGAGGACGAUCGGUAAUCAUGUGUUUCAUAUAUCUAUG
Molecule: messenger RNA, 1698 nt
Organism: Paraphaeosphaeria sporulosa
Lineage: Eukaryota; Fungi; Ascomycota; Dothideomycetes; Pleosporales; Didymosphaeriaceae
Product: pyruvate dehydrogenase E1 component subunit beta
Exons: 5
Coding region: 256-1389 (377 amino acids)
Biological process (GO): pyruvate decarboxylation to acetyl-CoA
Molecular function (GO): pyruvate dehydrogenase (acetyl-transferring) activity
Source: RefSeq, a predicted model, not a curated record